AUGCUCGACAUCCGUGCUUUUGCCGAGUGGGACUUCUUACAGACGUUUCACAAAGUGUACAGUACCUUCAGGCUGAAGCUUGAACAAUCUUCAAUACCCACGGUGCCUCGGCACCCUACCCCGUUGCAGCAUAACUUGCAGAGUUUGAGCCUUCGGAUGGUCAAGGGGCUCCCAUCGACUGCACCUGAGACACAAGAUGGCGCUGGACAGAAGAAGCCGUCUAUCUUUAGGCAGCGGGCACUUCAGGUCCGUUGGCCUACGCACAGCUCCCACACCCGGAGGAUUUGGAAGCGGCAGCAAUCAGGCCGAGCUAACCCAGCAUACCGAUACAACCCAGCCCCCGAUGAAACUCCAGGAGCACACACAGAGGAGAGCACAAUGCCACAACCUGCAAUAGGAUCUAGAGGCCGGUUGGUGUAUGCCCGCAACUACAGGAGGCUGUAG
Molecule: messenger RNA, 444 nt
Organism: Pelobates cultripes (western spadefoot toad)
Lineage: Eukaryota; Metazoa; Chordata; Amphibia; Anura; Pelobatidae
Source: the annotation of a GenBank genome assembly